AUGGAGAGGUUGGGAUCGGAUGAGGUGUUGUCAGGGAUGGAGACAAGCAUGAAGGAGGAGCUGUGCAUGGAGAUCGAUCCGCCGCUCAAGGAGAGCCAGGCAACCGCCGAUGACUGGAGGAGAGCCCUCAACAAAGUGGUCCUCGCCGUUGUUGUCCUCCGCACCACCGCUUGCCGCGCCUUUGACACCGAGUCCGCCGGCGCCUCCUAUGCCACAGGCUUCGUGGUCGAUAAGCGCCGUGGCAUCAUCCUCACCAACCGCCACGUUGUCAAGCCUGGGCCGGUGGUGGCUGAAGCUAUGUUUGUGAACCGUGAAGAAAUUCCGGUGUAUCCAAUAUACAGAGAUCCCGUUCACGAUUUUGGCUUUUUUCAUUAUGACCCUUGUGCUAUACAAUUUCUGAGCUACGAGGAGAUUCCUCUUGCUCCUGAGGCAGCUUGUGUUGGACUUGAAAUCAGGGUUGUGGGCAACGAUAGUGGGGAAAAGGUCUCUAUUUUGGCUGGUACCCUUGCUCGUUUGGACAGAGAUGCCCCACACUAUAAAAAGGAUGGGUACAACGACUUCAAUACAUUUUACAUGCAAGCAGCUUCCGGAACAAAAGGUGGUUCAAGUGGCUCCCCUGUAAUUGACUGGCAAGGCAGAGCAGUUGCCUUGAAUGCUGGGAGCAAGACAUCCAGUGCUUCGGCCUUUUUCUUACCUUUAGAACGAGUUGUGAGGGCAUUAGAUUUCUUACAGCAAGGAAUAGAUUCUACUACAAAUAAAUGGAAGGCUGUCACCAUUCCUCGGGGUACACUUCAGGUUACUUUUCUCCAUAAAGGCUUUGAUGAGACACGUCGACUUGGGCUCAGAAGCGAAACGGAACAGCUGGUGCGCCAUGCAUCUCCACCUGAAGAAACUGGAAUGCUUGUUGUUGAUUCUGUGGUGCCAGGUGGCCCAGCACAUAAGCUUUUGGAACCUGGUGAUGUGCUUGUUCAUUUGAAUGGGGAGGUGACUACCCAAUUCCUGAAAAUGGAGAGUUUACUUGAUGAAAGUGUUAACCAUAAAGUUCAACUUCAAAUUGAAAGGGGAGGCAAGCCUUUGACUGUGGAACUGCUGGUUCAGAAUCUGCACUCGAUAACUCCUGAUUACUUUCUGGAAGUUAGUGGUGCCGUGAUACACCCUCUUUCUUAUCAACAGGCAAGGAACUUUCGGUUUCAUUGUGGUCUUGUAUAUGUUGCGGAACAAGGAUAUAUGCUAUUUAGAGCUGGAGUUCCACGCCAUGCUAUCAUUAAGAAGUUUGCUGGUGAAGACAUAUCAAGUGUUGACGACCUUAUAUCUGUGCUCUCUAAGUUGUCCAGAGGUGCAAGAGUACCAUUGGAAUAUAUAAGCCACACAGAUCGUCACCGAAGAAAGUCUGUCCUAGUCACUGUUGAUCGCCAUGAGUGGUAUGCACCUCCUCAAAUAUACACUCGUAAUGACAGUUCUGGUUUAUGGAAUGUAAAGCCGGCUUUGCCAAUCAACUCUCCACUUCUAUCAUCUACCAUCGAUCCCAUUAAACAAGAUCUAGCAAGCACGACUAUUUCAUCGGGUAUUUCUGUUUCUCCAAUGGAACAAACACAUCACCAUGUCAACCAAGAACCGUUGGAUGGUGUUACCAGUAUGGAGACUAGCUGUGAACAUGUUGCUGAUGGACCACAUUGUGAGGAUGAAUCUGAUGCUGGAUCUAAAAAAAGGAGGGUGGAGGAGGAUACAUCUGCUGAUGGUUCCAUACUGCCUGAUUCCUUACAUGAGCUGGUGGAAGAAAGAUUAGAGGACUCUGGAACAGCAACAGAUGCUGUUUUGAGAGAUUAUCAAGGUGGAGUAGCUGUAGCAGCUAAUGCUUCGCCGGAGCGUGUGUUAGAACCAACCCUCGUGAUGUUUGAGGUUCAUGUACCAACAUCAUGUAUGGUUGAUUGUGUCCACUCGCAACAUUUCUUUGGCACUGGAGUCAUCAUAUAUCACUCUCAAAAUAUGGGAUUGGUUGCAGUUGAUAAAAACACGGUGGCAGUGUCUGUCUCUGACGUGAUGUUGUCUUUCGCUGCUUAUCCAAUUGAAAUUCCUGGCGAGGUUGUCUUUCUCCAUCCUGUGCACAAUUUUGCUCUAGUUGCAUAUGAUCCUUCCUUGCUAGGUGAUGGUGUUUCUGUAGUUCGAGCUGCUGAACUCCUCCCCGAACCUGCACUGUGUCGUGGAGAUUCUGUCUAUCUCGUGGGUUUGAGUAGGAGUCUACAGGCUACUUCAAGGAAAUCCUUUGUCACCAAUCCUUGUGCUGCUCUAAAUAUUGGUUCUGCUGAUUGUCCCCGAUACAGAGCAAUCAACAUGGAAGUAAUCGAGCUUGAUACAGAUUUUGGUAGUACAUUUUCUGGUGUUAUAGCUGAUGAGCAAGGACGGGUUCAAGCAAUAUGGGGAAGCUUCUCAACUCAGCUCAAAUACGGUUGCAGUUCAUCUGAAGACCAUCAAUUUGUUCGAGGGAUUCCAAUUUAUACAAUCAGCAAAAUUCUUGCCAAAAUCAUAGAUGGUGCAGAAGGACCUACUCUUCUUAUAAAUGGAGUCAAAAGGCCAAUGCCGCUUGUAAGAAUAUUAGAGGUUGAACUUUACCCCACUUUGCUUUCUAAAGCUCGCAGUUUCGGAUUGACUGAUUCUUGGAUUCAGGCACUUGUGAAGAAAGAUCCUAUUAGACGUCAAGUUUUAAGGGUUAAAGGAUGCUUCGCAGGAUCCAAAGCUGAAAGUCUACUAGAACAGGGUGACAUGGUUUUGGCGAUUAAUAAAGAGCCAGUUACAUGCUUUCGGGACAUAGAAGAUGCAUGUCAAGAACUAGAUAGGUGUAAUGACAGUAGUGAGAAGCUUAAGAUGACAAUUUUUCGCCAGGGUCAUCAAAUGGAACUAUUGGUGGGAACAGAUGUGAGGGAUGGAAUUGGAACCACGCGUGUGAUAAAUUGGUGUGGAUGUAUAAUCCAGGAUCCUCAUCCUGCUGUACGAGCUCUUGGAUAUUUACCUGAAGAAGGACAUGGCGUAUAUGUGGCACGGUGGUGUCAUGGGAGUCCAGUGCAUCGAUUCGGUUUAUAUGCUCUUCAAUGGAUUGUCGAAGUGAACGGAAAACCAACUCCUGAUUUGGAUGCUUUUGUUACUGUGACCAAGGAAAUAGAACAUGGGGAAUUUGUUCGUGUGAGAACUAUUCACUUGAACGGGAAGCCUCGGGUGCUUACACUGAAGCAGGAUUUGCACUACUGGCCUACAUGGGAGCUGAGAUUUGAUCCUGAAACUGCAGUAUGGUGUCGCAAGACAAUUAAAGCAUUAGAUUGUAGCACCGCGUGA
Molecule: messenger RNA, 3327 nt
Organism: Fraxinus pennsylvanica
Lineage: Eukaryota; Viridiplantae; Streptophyta; Magnoliopsida; Lamiales; Oleaceae
Source: the annotation of a GenBank genome assembly